AGAAACCCACGAUAAGUAUGAUCUCAAGGGCGAUAGAAAAGGGGUUGUUUUCUGCUGUUGUUUUCAUUUUUCUGCUUUUUUUUCGAAUGUCAUUGCAGCUUGAUGGAAAUGGGUAUUCAACUUUUCCUCAGCUGAUAACUAAAGAUCUUGGAAGUCGAUAUUUUUCUGUCAAAAAGGGAUAUAGGCUUGAUGGGAAGCCGAGUAAAACCAUUCAAGUCCAUGACACCUUUACUUGCCUUCAACACUGUAUGAAAGAUUCGUGUAUCUCGGUGAAUUUCCAAGAGAAAACGAGAACAAAGGGAACUCAUGUUUGUGAAUUGAUAACUGGAAAACUAUCRCCAAGUGAACUUGAUAAAGCUUUGAGAGGCGACGACACUUUUAAUUUCAUUUCUUUGCAGCCGCCAUUGUAUAAAGAUUGUCAUGAAAUCUACAAAGACGGAGGAAAAGUCAGCGGUGUCUACAGCAUCUCUCCCAGUCAGUUUCAUCCAGUUCAAGUCUACUGUGACAUGGUAACCAGUGGAGGAGGAUGGACUGUCAUCCAAAAACGAAUAGACGGCUCGGUCGAUUUUUACCGUGACUGGGCUGACUAURAAUGGGGGUUUGGAAACAAACUUGGAGAGUACUGGUUGGGACUGGAUAAUAUCCACAGGAUGACGUCACAGAGGAGAUACCGCCUGCGAGUUGACAUGGAGGACUUCGAGGGAAACACGCGAUAUGCUGAUUAUGGAUUGUUUAAGGUGGCUGAUGAGAGUGUUAAUUACCGUCUWACUGUGGGACAGUACACAGGUGAUGCUGGUAAUGCGUUGUUUGUUCACGACAACAUGACAUUUUCCACCAAAGAUCGUGAUAACGAUAAAGAUAACUUAAAAUCUUGUGCAGUAGCGUUCAAAGGAGCAUGGUGGUACAACAAUUGUCUGAACUGUAAUCCCAAUGCUUACUAUUACCAGGCCUGUAAAAAUGCGUGCCCUGAAUAUAAAGGGAUUUACUGGCAGCAAUGGCACGGAGCAAAGUAUUCUUUAAAGCGAUUUGAAAUGAAGAUUAAACCAAAUUUCUAAUUAACAAAUAAAUAUCAAAUGGACAAACAUAACUUAAAAUAGCACUAGCAUAGCAUUUUUGGUUUAUAGUUACUCAUUUGGCUGAUACUAUUAAAUAAUACUAUUAAAUGCAAAGGGUACUAAGCUAGAAUAGUCCCUUUCACAGUUCCCUGCGCUAACUUGAAAGGAAAGACCUUUUUUGAUAAUAGAGACCCUUGGACACACCUUGGACACUUAAUUACAUGUCUCUAUGGAUACACCGCUCGUCUCGCUUCGAUGCUAAGGCACGGCUACCUUUCAAGAUGGCGCAGGAACCUGUGAAGGGGACUAUUGGCGAAUAAAAAAGUAAAUUUGCAUUUGUUGUAAUAAUAAACUUAUAUUCCCUUGUAACAAUCUCUAUACAAAAACUGUGCAAAUUUUAUUUAGAGUUAAACAGUUACUGAUAAAAAAGAAAAACAAAUAUCGAUCCGAAAAAGCUCAAAAAUGAAAAUGAGAAAUAAACUGAAAGUGCCACAAGAUUGUAUCCAAUGCUAAUAUAUUCGUGAAAUAAACUGAACCACGAG
Molecule: messenger RNA, 1597 nt
Organism: Actinia tenebrosa (Australian red waratah sea anemone)
Lineage: Eukaryota; Metazoa; Cnidaria; Anthozoa; Actiniaria; Actiniidae
Product: microfibril-associated glycoprotein 4
Source: RefSeq, a predicted model, not a curated record